Molecule: messenger RNA, 1301 nt
Organism: Ceratosolen solmsi marchali
Lineage: Eukaryota; Metazoa; Arthropoda; Insecta; Hymenoptera; Agaonidae
Exons: 9
Coding region: 1-1209 (402 amino acids)
Cellular component (GO): nucleus
Molecular function (GO): RNA binding
Source: RefSeq, a predicted model, not a curated record
AUGAAGAUGAGUAAAGUGGGAAAUCAAACAAAUUCACAAGAUCCACAAGCUGUGAACUCACGCGUGUUUGUUGGAAAUCUCAAUACUUUUCAAUGCAGUAAAACUGAUGUUGAACGUAUGUUUCAAAGAUACGGUCGACUAGCAGGUAUCUCUAUGCAUAAGGGGUAUGCAUUUGUUCAAUUUACAAACUCUUUUGAUGCCCGCAGUGCCUGUUUGGGAGAAGAUGGUAGAACUAUUUUGAGUCAAAUUCUUGAUGUGAAUUUAGUCGCAGAACCAAAACCUCAUCAAACAGGACGUAAACGGCAAAAUAUGGCUAAGACCGGAAACGAUUGGGAUUAUUACUACGAUAGCUACUGCACAUCCACGGCUUUUCCUUCGCGUUCGGUACCUCCACUGAAAAGACCGCGACUGAUGCCGACUACACGUUCUCAACAGCAACAACAACAACAACAGCAGCAGCAACAACAACAACAACAGCUAUAUCAACUAUAUUCUAAGCAAUCGAAAGUCUCAAUCAAUACUAUACAGGACUUUGGCCAAUUAAAAGUUUACAGCAAUCCCGACAUACUAAUUUGCGGCAAUUGUCGAGAAAUGUUCACGGAUCUCGGAGAGCUAUUUGAACAUAAGCGAGAAUACUGCAAGCUGCGGUUUACUUGUAAAUGUCACACAUUCAAUGGUACCACUUCAAGAAAUUCAACAACUGUAUUACUGUGUGUCUUAUGUAAGGAUGCUUUUGCAUCUGCAUGGGAACUAAUGGUUCAUGCUCAGGCAGUCCAUAUGAUUAAUAUUUAUGAACUAGGCUCCAAGUCAGAUACAACAUAUUCACGAAAUUUAAGCCAAAAUAAUACUGAAUCUUCAGGAUCACCUAUUUCACAAGAUCAGGAGAAUAAGGAAUCAGAAGUUGAGCAUAUAGAAGAGGAGGAACUAGAUAGUCAUGUGCCACCAUCACCAGAUAGUGGGAAAUCAACUGAUAAUGAAAACGCUUUAUCACCUAUUAAAAUUCGAUCAGAGCUAAAUGGAUCGAAUCACGAAGACUGUGAUGAGCUCAUUGUAAAGGAUAAAAAUUCUAGUCAACCACAUUUUAAUUGUCAUCCUAUCGCUAUUGAAUCUACUGUUGAGCUGAAUGCUAGUAUAAACAAAUCAUUAAGUAAUUCAAGCGAAGACCUUCAUACACCUCUAACUAACGGCUCUAUUUCUGCAAAGGAAUAAACUUAUAGUUCUUUAAAGUUUAGUUCAGUACAUGUUGAUAAUCAAAGGAAGAAGCAGUAAAUACAGCAAAAUAAAUGCAAAUACGUAUAUAU